UUUUCUGUCACUGAUAAAUGAUACAGAGCAGCCUUAGUGUCAGCCAUGGGGAGCAAACAACAGAGAAACAUUUGCCAUUUGGCCAUGGUCUAUUUUCUCUUGAGUUCAACUUCACCUGCUGCAGAUGGUCAGAUCAGAUUAACUGGGUCUGGGUCUACUCGGUGCUCUGGAAGAGUUGAAAUCUAUUACAACAACAUCUGGGGAACAGUCUGUGAUGAUGGUUGGGACUUAAACGAUGCUGAGGUGGUUUGCAGACAGUUGGGUUGUAAUAAGGCACUGAGUGCCUCUCAAUCAGCCCGCUUUGGUGAAGGAACUGGAAGAAUUUGGCUUGAUGAUGUGGCCUGUUCAGGAAGUGAGAGGUCUCUAACUCAGUGUAAGCACAGUGGAUUUGGGAAACACAACUGUGGACAUAGUGAGGAUGCAGGUGUGGUCUGUUCAGGUGUCAGAUUGGCUGGGUCUACUCUGUGCUCUGGUCGAGUUGAAAUCUAUUACAACAACAUCUGGGGAACAGUCUGUGAUGAUGGUUGGGACUUAAACGAUGCUGAGGUGGUUUGCAGAGAGUUGGGCUGUGGUACGGCACUGAGGGCCACUCUGUCAGCCCACUUUGGUGAAGGAACCGGAGAAGUCUGGCUUGAUGAUGUGGCCUGUUCAGGAAGUGAGAGGUCUGUAACUCUGUGUCAACACAGAGGAUUUGGGACACACAACUGUGGACAUGGAGAGGAUGCAGGUGUGGUCUGUUCAGCACUCCUCCCUAAGCCCAGCAUUUCCAUGAAUCCUGCUGCUAAGGUUACCUGGGUGCCGCUGCAGCAGCCCAGCAUCUCCCUAACAUCUCCUAACAGAGGGCUGGUCUGGGGCCCUGAAGGUGCACAGAUCACCAGGGGUUUCAGCUUUGUCUUCACCUGCUCCACUUCCUCCCAUUAUCCUGGAGGUGUUUUCCAUCUCAUCUUCUCUGGUUCAAACCUCAUCAACACAGAGCCAGCAGUCAACCAGUCAGCCUCCUUUUCCUUCCCCGUGGCUGAGUAUGAACAACAGGGCAACUACAGCUGUGUGUAUGAAGUCACACUGUCCUCGAGAACAUUCACUUCUACACAGACAGCACCGAUUAGAGUCGUCAUUAAAAUGCAUUUGUUGCCGCUGGUCUCUUCAGCAGCUGCUGGGGGUCUGCUGCUGCUCCUGCUAGUCUUGGUGGUGGUCUGUCUGGUCUACAAGAGAAGACGACGAGCCAAGCACACUGGAGCCCUCGUCCAAACUCAAUUGGCUGUCAGAGUCAGGAAUGAUUAUGAAGAUAACGAGUAUGAGGAUGAUGAGGCUGACUAUGAAAAUGUUGAUCCAAUGGACACCACGCAGAAACUCAAAGAGGAAGCAGGGAAAGGGGAGGAAGAGGAGACCAAUGAUUAUGUGGAGACAGAGAGCGAUGAAGAUCAUGAUUAUGAGGAAGCGGGCCCAAGUGCAAGUAUUACAAAGAGCAAUGAGGUCUAUUUCAGCGUAUCGGAAAACCGAGAAGAAGAAGAAGAAGAAGAUAAUGAAGAUGACUAUGAAAAUGUUGAUCCAAUGGACACCAUGCAGAAACUCAAAGAGGAAGAAGGGAAAGGGGAGGAAGAGGAGACCAAUGAUUAUGUGGAGGCAGAGAGCGACGAAGAUCAUGAUUAUGAGGAAGCGGGCCCGAGUGCAAGUAUUAUGAAGAACAACGAGGUCUAUUUAAGCAUAGAGGAAAACAGAGAAGAAGAAGAAGAAGAAGAUAAUGAAGAUGACUAUGAAAAUGUAACCAAGCCAUUUGGUGAAGAAACUUUGGACAUUUAUGGAGAACAGGAUAUUUAUCAAAACUUUUAAGGUGUCCAAUGGUCAACAAUGUCACAGUGGUUACCGUGGAUGAAGCACUUUUUUUUUGACCCUCUGCAAAGUAUUUAAAUUUUAGGGUGCUUUCACUUCUGUAGUUCGGCUAAUUUGGUCAAGACCAAUGGCAAAAAAUUAUACAUUGUAGCAUUUUUCACGUGUUUCAGUUCCUUUUCACACCACACAGUUUGCUCUGGUCCGAAUCAGCUGAUGAGUUGGUGAAAUGAAGUUAAAUGCAGCAACACAAGUCACAGCUAUUUUGGGCCACAACAAUCUCAACAAAAAGGCCAAGAAAUCCUGGAGGGACUGACAUUUCCUAAACUGCUCUUCAAUUGGUCAGAAUUAACAUGCAGGAAAAUUCAAACAGAACUCCCGGUCGUAAACCAAGAGAGGAGGAAAAGCCAGCAGACUACAUGUGUUUUUGCCUUCUACGUUUUAUGGAGAGACAACUGCAAGGGUUGAUUGUAGCCCUGGUCAUCAUGGCACAGCACAGCACAGCUGACUACGGCAACUAGUUUAGUCCAAACAUGCACAGUUCUUACAGUAGUUGGGUCUGUUCCAGGUUGGAUCACGUUCUCACCACAAACAAAUUCAAAGAUUCAACCGAACUAAAUUAGGCAGGUGUGAAAGUCCCCUUAAAGUGACUAUUCAAAUAGAUGGAGUAGAUACAUGUUAAAAUGAUGCUGAAGAAACUGCAGCAUGGUGCCUCAGGAGAAUCGGCUAUUCAUUCAAUUAUUUAUUAUUUUUAAUUGCAUAUACAGUACAG
Messenger RNA from Perca flavescens (yellow perch), 2599 nucleotides. Its product is annotated as deleted in malignant brain tumors 1 protein-like. The transcript is spliced from 8 exons. The coding region runs from base 46 to 1830 and encodes 594 amino acids. Gene Ontology annotation, biological process: zymogen activation. Gene Ontology annotation, cellular component: plasma membrane. Lineage: Eukaryota; Metazoa; Chordata; Actinopteri; Perciformes; Percidae. The record is from RefSeq and is a predicted model, not a curated record. Gene Ontology annotation, molecular function: serine-type endopeptidase activity.